Rhinolophus ferrumequinum (greater horseshoe bat) is the source of this 6354-nucleotide messenger RNA. It is a transcript of the gene MAP3K9, whose product is annotated as mitogen-activated protein kinase kinase kinase 9. Gene Ontology annotation, biological process: protein phosphorylation. The record is from RefSeq and is a predicted model, not a curated record. NCBI's taxonomy places the organism in Eukaryota, Metazoa, Chordata, Mammalia, Chiroptera, Rhinolophidae. Gene Ontology annotation, molecular function: protein binding; JUN kinase kinase kinase activity; ATP binding.
UGGGGGCGGGGCGCGGCGCGGAGAGGGGAGCGGCCGUUGGCAAGCGGCAGCGGGCACCGGCUGCGCGAGCAGGUAGCCGCGACGGAGGUAGCCAGGUCGCCCCCAGGGGGCGAGCUCGCAGGCGGGGGCUCCGGCCCGCCGCGCCCCGUGCUGCGGUGAGCACUCGCGAUCGCUGCACUUGUCGCCGUGCCAGCCCCAGGCAGCCGCAGCCGGCUCUCUCCGCCCCGCCAACCCGGGCCCUACCUGCGGCCGCCGUCGGGGGAGGGGGUCCCCCCAGCUCUGCGGAGCCGCAUGAACAAUAGGCGGCGGCGGCUCCUGCGGGCGGCGGCAGCCCCGCACCCUAUGGAUCGGCCGCUCCAUGGAGCCCUCCAGAGCGCUUCUCGGCUGCCUGGCGAGCGCCGCCGCUGCCGCCCCGCCGGGGGAGGAUGGAGCGGGGGCCGGGGCCGAGGAGGAGGAGGAAGAAGAGGAGGAGGCGGCGGCGGCCCCCGGGGAGCUGGGUUCCGACUCGGCGCUGCCCUACUGGACCGCCGUGUUCGAGUACGAGGCGGCGGGCGAGGACGAGCUGACCCUGCGGCUGGGCGAUGUGGUGGAGGUGCUGUCCAAGGACUCGCAGGUGUCUGGCGACGAGGGCUGGUGGACUGGGCAGCUGAACCAGCGUGUGGGCAUCUUCCCCAGCAACUACGUGACCCCGCGCAGCGCCUUCUCCAGCCGCUGCCAGCCCGGCGGCGAGGACCCCAGUUGUUACCCGCCCAUUCAGUUGUUAGAGAUUGAUUUUGCGGAGCUAACCCUGGAAGAGAUUAUCGGCAUCGGGGGCUUUGGGAAGGUCUAUCGUGCUUUCUGGAUAGGGGAUGAGGUUGCCGUCAAAGCAGCUCGCCACGACCCCGAUGAGGACAUCAGCCAGACCAUAGAGAAUGUUCGCCAGGAGGCUAAGCUCUUCGCCAUGCUGAAGCACCCCAACAUCAUUGCCCUUAGAGGGGUGUGUCUGAAGGAACCCAACCUCUGCUUGGUCAUGGAGUUUGCUCGUGGAGGGCCUUUGAAUAGAGUGUUAUCUGGGAAAAGGAUUCCCCCAGACAUCCUGGUGAACUGGGCCGUGCAGAUUGCCAGAGGGAUGAACUACUUACACGAUGAGGCAAUUGUCCCCAUCAUCCACCGCGACCUUAAGUCCAGCAACAUAUUGAUCCUCCAGAAGGUGGAGAAUGGAGACCUGAGCAACAAGAUUCUGAAGAUCACUGAUUUUGGCCUGGCUCGGGAAUGGCACCGAACCACCAAGAUGAGCGCAGCAGGGACAUAUGCGUGGAUGGCACCCGAAGUCAUUCGUGCCUCCAUGUUUUCCAAGGGCAGUGACGUGUGGAGCUAUGGGGUGCUGCUUUGGGAGCUCCUGACUGGCGAGGUGCCCUUCCGAGGAAUCGAUGGCUUAGCGGUCGCUUAUGGAGUGGCCAUGAACAAGCUCGCCCUUCCCAUCCCUUCUACAUGCCCAGAACCUUUUGCCAAACUCAUGGAAGAUAUUGGCUGGAAUCCCGACCCCCAUUCACGACCAUCCUUCACAAAGUAUCCUGGACCAGCUAAUACCAUAGAGGAGUCUGGUUUCUUUGAAAUGCCCAGAUCCUUCCACUGCCUGCAGGAUGACUGGAAUGAGAUUCAGGAGAUGUUUGACCAACUCAGGGCCAAAGAAAAGGAGCUCCGCACCUGGGAGGAGGAGCUGACACAGGCUGCGCUCCAGCAGAAGAACCAGGAGGAGCUGCUGCGGCGCCGGGAGCAGGAGCUGGCCGAGCGGGAGAUCGACAUCCUGGAACGGGAGCUCAAUAUCAUCAUCCACCAGCUGUGCCAGGAGAAGCCCCGGGUGAAGAAACGUAAGGGCAAGUUCAGGAAGAGCCGGCUGAAGCUCAAGGACGGAAACCGCAUCAGCCUCCCUUCUGAUUUCCAGCACAAGUUCACGGUACAGGCCUCCCCCACCAUGGAUAAAAGGAAGAGUCUCGUCAACAGCCGCUCUAGUCCUCCUGCAAGCCCUACCAUCAUUCCUCGCCUUCGAGCCAUCCAGUUGACACCAAGUGAAAGCAGCAAAACCUGGGGCCGGAGCUCAGUUCCCGAGGAGGAAGUGGAGGAGGAAGAGAAGAGGGCCCCCAAGAAGAAAGGACGGACGUGGGGGCCGGGUACACUUGGUCAGAAGGAGCUUGCCUCAGGAGACGAAGGAUCCCCUCAGAGACGUGAGAAAGCUAAUGGUUUAAGUACCCCAUCAGAAUCUCCACAUUUCCACUUGGGCCUCAAGUCCCUGGUAGAUGGAUACAAACAGUGGUCGUCCAGUGCCCCCAACCUGGGGAAGGGCCCGAGGAGCAGCCCAGCCCUGCCAGGGUUCACCAGCCUCAUGGAGACGGAGGAUGAGGACAGUGAAGGCCCACGGAGUGGGGAGAGUCACCUACAGCAUUCACCCAACCAGUCCUACCUCUGUAUCCCGUUCCCUCGUGGAGAGGAUGGGGACGGCCCCUCCAGUGAUGGAGUCCACGAGGAACCCACCCCAGUCAACUCAGCCACCAGUACCCCUCAACUGACGCCAACCAAUAGCCUCAAGCGGGGUGGCACCCACCACCGUCGCUGUGAGGUGGCUCUGCUUGGUUGCGGGGCUGUUCUCGCAGCCACAGGCCUAGGGUUUGACCUGCUGGAAGCGGGCAAGUGCCAGCUGCUUCCCCCGGAGGAACCUGAGCCGCCGGCCCGGGAGGAGAAGAAGAGGCGUGAGGGUCUUUUUCAGAGGGCCAGUCGUCCUCGCCGGAGCACCAGCCCCACAUCCCGGAAGCUCUUCAAGAAGGAAGAGCCCGUGCUGUUACUAGGAGACCCCUCUGCCCUAACACUGCUCUCCCUGUCCUCCAUCUCCGAGUGCAACUCCACCCUCCUGCUGCGUUCCGACAGUGAUGAGAUCAUGGUGUAUGAGAUGCCCGUCAGCCCAGUUGAUGCCCCACCCCGGACCCCCUGCACCCACAACCCCUUGGUCAAUGUCCGAGUAGAGCGCUUCAAGCGAGACCCUAACCAAUCUCUGACUCCCACCCACGUCACCCUUACAGCCCCCGCCCAUCCCGGUGGUCACCGGCGGACUCCUUCAGAUGGGGCCCUCAAGCCCGCGGCUCUCCUCGCCAGCAGGAGCCCCUCCAGCAAUGGGUUGAGCCCCAGCCCUGGAGCAGGAAUGUUGAAAACCCCCAGUCCCAGCCGAGACCCAGGUGAAUUCCCCCGUCUCCCUGACCCCAAUGUGGUCUUUCCCCCAACCCCAAGACGCUGGAAUACACAGCAGGACUCUACCUUGGAAAGACCCAAGACCCUGGAGUUUCUGCCUCGGCCACGUCCUUCUGCCAACCGGCAACGGUUGGACCCUUGGUGGUUUGUGUCCCCCAGCCAUGCCCGUAGCGCCUCCCCAGCCAACAGCUCCAGCACGGAGACGCCCAGCAACCUGGACUCCUGCUUUGCUAGCAGCAGCAGCACUGUGGAAGAGCGGCCUGGACUUCCAGCCCUGCUCCCAUUCCAGUCAGGGCCACUGCCCCCCAGCGAGCGGACGCUUCUGGACCUGGAUGCAGAGGGCCAGAGUCAGGACAGCACUGUGCCUCUGUGCAGAGCUGAACUGAACACACACAGGCCUGCCCCUUAUGAGAUCCAGCAAGAAUUCUGGUCUUAGCCUGUAGAGGAUCAGGGGUGGGCAAGGAGGAAGCAGGAGGAUAUGGGGGCGGGGGGAGCUGGCUGGCACAGCCCUUUCUCAGAGUUGGAGCCCCUGAGAUCCAAUCCUACUUCUUGCACUGAUAAUGCACUUUGAAGAUGGAAGGGAUGGAAGCAGGGCCACUUCAGAGGGUCUCUUGCCCUGCAGGGCCUUUCUACCCAUGUCCACUGGAGGGGCUGUGGAUAUCAGCUCUGGCUUUCCAGGGGAGGGAGUGCAUGCAUGUCCCCCACUCUCCACAGUCUUCCUCGCCUUUGGGGUGACCCUGCAGUGUCACUCAGCCAAAUAUGUCUGCUGCUCCCUCUCCUAAGCCCCCUGGGUAUGCCCAGAGUCUGUCCUGGGGUCCCUCUGUUGGCCCUGAUUUCAGCCUUCCCAAACACCAGUAUUGGAUGUUCUGUGAUUGAUUUUGCUCCUCUUCCACAUUCUUCCCCAACACCCAUGAAUCCGAAUCUUGUUUGGUGUGAGAUAAGAGCUUUUCUGUGUCCUAAGUCCUUUUCAUGUUAGCUGGAGGACUGAAGGCAAGGUGCCCCAGUGUGGGGCAUGGGAGUUGAUAGACUUGGCACUACCUACCUGCACUUCCAGGUGCCCCACUUAUUUAUUUGAGCCAACCAGUGGUAGGGGGAGUUGCCUCAGAACUGGGGGGAGGAAAGGGAGUUAGGAAAAAUACACUGAGUUUCAGUAAAGAGGGUAGCAGAAUCUGUCUGUCUAUUCUUGUUCCUUUCUGAAAAACUCAGAAGGGAAGAAACCAGCACUUGUUGAUGGUACCCAUCUCCUGCCUGGGGUCCGAACAUGGUCAGACCAGAUUCUGAUACAAAUAUAUGCUCAUUUGUGCUCGCUUUGGCAGCACAUAUACAAAUAUAUGCUCAUCCCAUGAAUAGUUUCUUGGGAUGCCAGAGAUGAAGUUUCUAUGUUUGUCCCUUUUGUUGUCUGAUCUCUGUGUGUUAUUCCCUUCCGUUGACCUUUCCUGCAGCCCCUGGAAUUAGUGGACUUUGAGUUAUAGGUAUCUCUGCAUUGCACCAGAAUAGCCGAUGGGGUCGGGGUAAGGGGUCCUGGACACUGGGCGUUGGAACUGUGGGUAUUCCUUCUCAGCCAGGCUAUCCAUUCUGUGAUACCCUUGAAGUAAAACGGAGCCAUUAGUAUUACCUUCCUACGUGGAUGUGGUGAGGCGAUGAUGUUUGUAAGCUGUUUAGUGAACCGCUGCUGUACAAUAACCUUCAAGUCUCAAGCACUGGACACUGACGAAGGCCUCCUGUCUCUGCGCACAGAUAGCCCCUAAUGCCGGGCUCUGGACCAUGAGCUAGGUAGUAAAACAACAGUGGCCAACUCUGACUUUGCUGGAAUUUGUUUCCUUAAGUAGAAUGUUGAGCUUCUUCUGGAGCUUUCUCAUGUGUAUCUUCACUAUUCCCCUUCCCCUGAGGCCUCCUGUGUCAAGUGUGAACAGUUGUCUUUGGGUGGGAGUAACAAUUUGAUGGGGAGUAGAGGGCUUAGGUCUUGCUCCUCUCCCCUCAACACUCUCUAAAUGUUGCUCCACUGUCUUUUAUCAUGGAAUAUUUCUCUGGAGAUGUUGGAAGCCAACCUGCAGAUUCCUUGAAUUCUGGCAUUGCCUGAAUGCCAGCAUAGGGAAAGCAGUGAAGCAGAUACAAGUGAUGGAUGGUCACUGCUCUCACUCUGGAACUAUGGUAGACAUCCUGCCCUGGGAAUGACAAAAGGGAUGACCUUGGUUUUCAGAUCGUUCCUUGUUGGUUCAAGGGCCCCAGCUAGUCUUGGGUAGGGAGAUUAUGUUUGCCUCUCAUGUCCCAUUCCUCAGCUAAGCGGGAAAAAUGUGAAUCCUGUUAGCAGUUUCAGCAAACCAAGUGACUUCCUCUUCAUUCUUGGUGGGGAGAGGAACACGGAUGGCCUGUUCUGUGCCCUCUCCCUGGACUCUCUAUAGCUCCAGCCCCUGAGCCACUAACACACUGUAAACGUGUGGCCCCACUCAAUGGCGCUCUGGUGGGGUACGGCCUACAGCGUAAUAUAAACCGUGCUGGCUCUGGACAGUGCUCUCUGAUAUCAGGCAGGGGGUUUUUCCUUUGCUCAUUUCCUACUUUUUGUCAUUUUGUUAGGUUGUACCCAUCUCUCUUGGAAGUGGUAUAUAACUGAAGUAGCGUAAACUGAAUGACGGCCACUUGCCAUUGAGUGAGAGGUUGAACCCAGUUCUUACUCCUCCAUCCAGGGAGACGACAAGGGAAACCUGGGUCUGUGCUAAGGGAAGAAUUAUACCUGCAGAAGGAAGAAGCAGGAUUGUUCUGGAAAUGCUUCUGUGAGUUUCCCUGAAGAAGAGGGAACUUUCCACUCCUCCAAACCCAGUCUCAGGGGCCCCUGCUUGCCACUCUCUUUCUCUGUAGGGCAAGGUCGGGGUGGGAUAUGGAUCCUGUAUAGUAACGGGAUUGAGUUGCUUUCUGUCCACCCAGGUUCCCUUGCCUCUGCUCAUGGUCAGGCGCAGGCCUUGAAGCUGGGGAUCAACCUCUGCAGCGGUAGUAGCGGCCUUCCUUUUCCCUUCUCUUUCUUCAGAGAUUCUUUCCCUUGCUCUUGGCAGGUGCUCACUAUGUGGAAGAGGGUGAUAGGAUCCCUUGGCUCCUUCCACUGAUUCUAAACAGGAUUGUCCUCUGUUUAUCCCCUUGGGC